This is a messenger RNA of Rhincodon typus (whale shark), 3037 nucleotides long. RefSeq names its product lipopolysaccharide-induced TNF factor (gene litaf). The record is from RefSeq and is a predicted model, not a curated record. NCBI's taxonomy places the organism in Eukaryota, Metazoa, Chordata, Chondrichthyes, Orectolobiformes, Rhincodontidae. The transcript is spliced from 5 exons. The coding region runs from base 274 to 702 and encodes 142 amino acids. Gene Ontology annotation, molecular function: zinc ion binding.
UAUUACAUACUUCUGGGGGUGGGACUUGAACUCGGGCUUUCUGGCUCAGAGGUGGAGAUAUUACCACUGUGUCUCCAGAGCCCCCCCAAGACUGGGAAUUUCCAGAGUGCGACGUCAUGUGUUAAAAGAGAGUCAGAUGAUGCUGGGUCAUACCCGGAGACAGCUAGAGAUUGCGCUUUGUUUGUGUCUAUUUAUACGGGCAGACGUACCGAGUUUUCUUUACACCGCUCUCGGACAUUGUGCAUUUGAAGGAUUUGAGGUGAUAUAUCUCUAAUGGAGUCGAAAGGUCCUUAUGCACCACCCCCUAACUAUACUGAUGCUAUGCAACCACCAAGCUACCAAGCAGCUGCUGACAAUCUACCUUAUCCUGCUGGAUCUCCCAUGGGAGGUCCUGGGGUGCCAACUGCUCCAUAUCCACCCCAGCCUGCAGCUGCUCCUAUUGUGGUGCAGACUGUUUAUGUACAGCCCAGGCAACUUGGUUUCCAGCCAACGCAGACUACCUGUGCAUCCUGUAACCAGUUAGUGUUAACCCGUGUUGUCUACUCACCAGGUGCACUAACAUGGCUAAGUUGUGGAGGUCUCUUCCUUGUUGGGUGUUGGCUUGGCUGCUGUCUGAUCCCAUUUUGCAUUGAUGGCCUUAAGGAUGUGGAACACUUCUGUCCAAACUGUGGAGCAAACAUUGGUGCCUGCAGACGCCUUUAAAUUUCAUUCGGGUUUUGCUUUGCUCUGGAUGUAAUGUUGGCAUUUUACACCUGGACUGCUCUUCACACAGUAUCUGUUCAAUUGCUCAGACUUCACUGAGAUUCAACAGGCACUGAAUCUGGAAGGAAAUAUUUCCUAAUGCAGAAGACUGUCUACAGCCUGCCUCUAAUCCCAUAAUUGCAUCUGCUAAUAACCUGUGGUUCUGAGUCAUGAGCAGCAAUUUUAAUGACUGAGAGAAUGUUUUAAGUAUUCAGGUAUUUUGUCACUUAGUUUAAAUAUCCCUUUUUAAUGGGUUUUGGCAACUAGCAUUAUCUUUAAGCAGGUCUCCAAGUAAAAGGAUUUGGAUUAUUAGGUAAAACUUGUGCCAUUUGGUAGUUUUGUUGAUUACAAUUCUUUUAAUAAAAUAGUAACAUUAAAAUUAAAAGAAAUCAAGGCCUGGAUUAAAGAUAGCAGCAUAUAUCACAUCACAUGCCUAAACUGGUGGUCUGACAUUUCUCUGGGUGCUUGGUCUAUUUGGCUCUACUGUAGUUACUUGAUUAACUUGAUUUUGGUACAUGUUUGCACAAAUCACCAUUAUUAACACUGCCAAGACUGUUGGAAACACUUGGAUUGCAUUAUGGAUUCUAGAGUACUGAAAUGUGUCACUUCAAAAGAAAUCCUUAGCUAUUUUUAACCUUUAGCAUUGUAAACCACAAUCCCUUCCCCAGAUAUGAAAAUUGUUAAACUUUGGAAGUUCACGGCGGGGGGGGGGCGGAAAAUGUACUAACAAGAAUUAAAUGUGACUAACACCUUUUUUGGAUUGGGGUGGACAAGUUCAGAAGUCUGACAAGACCAGAUUAUAGUCCAAGUUUAUUUGAAAUCAAUGGCUGGUUGACUUCACCUGAUGACAAAGGAGCAGUGCUCCGAAGCUUGAGAUUGUUGGACUAUAAUUGGUCAUGUGACUUCUGACCUUUUUCUGUUGUGAACACUGAACAAGUUGUUGCUAAUUCCAAUGAUAACCCACUUUGCGUUUACCUGAAGAGAGCUUCUUUGUAAAGAGGCUAAACCAGGUCAGUGAUCUGAUCAUGCAAAUGACUUGACCCAACAGGUGUGUAAUGAUAGUCUCCAGACUUGCUGCAGUGGCAAGAUGUUCAUUUUAUUGUGGAAAUUUUAAAUUUGUAGCAAAUAAAAUGACUUUCUAUGCUACAUAAUCAGAACUUGUGUAGAAACAGGCUUGAUUGUUAGCCUGCUGGUCAGAUUUGCAUUAUUACAUAUGAAGAAUAACUUGAAAUGACAGUGUAGUUUAAGGAACUUUGAAUAAAAUGGGAGUUGUAGUCUAGAAAAUGGCAAGAGAAGCUAACACCUCUUAAAUGUGCCCUACUGGUUAUGUUUCAGAAGUUCUCGUAUUUAAAAGCAUUUUUGUAAAUGUUGUAUCAUAACUUGUCUGCAAUCUUUGUUAUCCUGACCUAGCAGAUCUGCUUAUUUUGACCUGUAUCCACUACACACUGCCAAGCCUACUUUCAUUUGAAAAUGGACAGCCAAUCCUAGAUACAGUACAAUGAUCCUCUACUUUCCACUCAAUUUAAACAACCUUAUUUUAAAAGUAUACAAUCUGUGGAAAAGGUCCAAUGCAUGUGCAGCUAAGUAUAGGAACUGUUUUGGGGGUUAUGCAUACAAUACCUAUUGCUUGUACUCAUUACAGUCUUGCAUUUAUUUCCUUUUUAUGCAAACUUUAAACAGCACACUAUUAACUGCAACAGAUCAGCAUACUUGUAAAAUGGCAGGCUUUUGCAAGCUUGGUGCCUGCAGACACUUAAACUAAGAUGCAGCUUGGUUCUGUUAAACAUAACUCUUGCUAUUACACCUAGACUACUCUUCAGAGCUUUUAAUUGCUAAUGAGACUUUCACUCAAGACUCAAUAGCCACUGAAUCUGGAAGGAAAUUUUAAUGCACUAGACAGGCUGUAAACAGUCUCUAAAUCCUCCUAAUUGAAUAACCAUUGAAUUUUAAAGUUCUGGUGUUGCCAAUGCAAUCUGUUUUAGGAUUUUUGUUUGCAAGUUUUUUCCCAGACUUUAGUGCUGGACACCGAUGGAAAAAAAUCUCCAAUACUGAAAAAUUGGAUCUUUAUUUGAAUAUGACUUGUUCCAACCUGCCAGCUGUCUAGAUUAGGCUUUGAACAAAUCCAAGGUAAAAUUUUUCUAAUUGUAAUACUGUAAAUAAACCUUUGGCUUUUUGUACCUAUUAUCCCUAUUUUGAGUGGGAAGCUUUUUCUGUCUGAAGUCUUAAAGAUGUGUUUUGACAAAAUGUCUUCUGCUCAAUGAGUUUCUUCUUAUAAAUAAAAACAAAAUCAUCAUCA